ACUGGUUUUAUGUUAUCGUUGUGUUCAAAAUGUUCUUCAAACUACGAUACGUGUUAUAAAUGUGUAUUUAUUCUUUAUUAUAGGGUGACUUUUAAAUCUUCUGCAAAAUUUAUCAAUUGCGGAACUUUGUCUAUUUUAAUUCGUUCAAAUAUAUAAAACUAAUUAAUUGCUGAUAUGGACCGUGUAGAGUGUGGAUUAGAUAAAUUAAUAAAUCUUAGAAAACAUCCUAAGAAGCCUGGGUGUGGCAUCUUUUCAAUUGCUCCCAAAUACCUUAAGAGAACAUAUUCUUCAAAUUGUUUUAAGAAUGUCUGCAAGGGAUUAUACCAUUCUAAUCACUUUAUAUCUAAACAUCAAACACCGUGGAAAAGACUUAGGAAAAGAAAAUAUUCCAAGAAUGGUAACAUUUCCUUAAUACCUUUCUCUGUUGAUUGUAAUCAAACAUUCCCACGAAGAGGACGUUCUAUAAACGAAGAUUGUUCUUUCAAAAUAGUAUUAUCUUCAGAAAUGGUGGAUAGUAUUUCAGUAUUGCCAUCAACAGCAGAAGGUGUCAAAUUGAACUAUGACACGCUUACAUCUGAUGCACAUUCUCCGAGCAACAUCAAUGACUCCUCAGUACUGCUGACUCAUGAACUAAUACAGGCUUCCUGCAAGAAUGUAAAUCCAUAUAAGUCUGUUUUCAUAAUUGAUCCAGAAUUGACCAAAAUUUACAAUGUGAACAACAAUGCUUGUUCUUUGUUGAAUUACAAGCCCAAAGACUUUGACUUCAAGACACUGUUUCAUCUUAUGAAGAAAGUUCCUUCUAAUCCUGUGUCUGCAUUAGCUGAAGGAUAUUUUAAUAAAGAAACAGGUUCUAUGGUUCUACUUUCUGGCAAAGUAGUUGAUUUUAUAAAAUCCACCGGAACUAGUAUUUCAACUUCUUUGUGGAUUAGACAAUACAAUCAAGAUGGUCCUAGUUUUGCUUUUGUUGAACCUGUCCAAAAAGUUGUUGGAGAGAUAAUAGUAAACAAAUCAGGUAUUAUCUUAGCUGCUGAUGUGGACGCAUGCUUGAUAUUUCAAUGUGAGGUUGGUCAAUUAUUGGGUUUGGAUAUCAAACGUAUUAUACCAUCUAUUUUGCUUUCUGAACCGCAAGAUUUAGUUUCCAACAUAAGUUACUUUAAUAAGCAGAAGGUUACAGGCACUACGUUAGAUGGCUCUAUACUUCCAUUAAGUUUAUCUGUAAAAUAUUAUGAGAAAAAGUAUCAUAAAACAAAUGAAGAAGCUGAAAGAAAAUAUCUUAAAAUUGACAUUACAGUCUACAUAAAUUUAAGUGGUUUACUUAUCAUAAAUGAAGAAGGGAUAAUUGAAUGUGUUUGCCAUCACUUUGUCAUGUUUUUUUUUGGAUACUCACAAAACAAAAUUGUGGGACAAAAAAUCACAUUGCUAUUGCCUAAUUUUUGUGAAGACUUCGAUUGUACUGAAUUAAGUCACAAUAGAAAUUAUAGCAGGUCACCUAUGGGUAACUCUGAAGCGGAACUUGAUUCUUUCCAUUUCUAUUCAUUCAAAAAAGAUGAUAAAGCUGAAAGUGAUGAAAACUUAAUUCCAGAAACCUUAGAUACUGGUUUGACCGAGUGUUAUACUUUAAAAUCCAUUAGUCAUGAAGAUAACAAAAAUAAAGGUGAUAAAAAGGAAGAUAUCAUCAAUAAAUUAAAAGACGAUGACAAAAAAAAUAUGCAACUACCAUUAAAAAUGACCAAAUGUUCAGAAGAUUUACUAACGCCUAUUAAUGAAUCCAUAUCUAGGCUCAGUAGUGAUUUAGAAAACAACCUUAACAUCUCGAACAUCUCAGUAACACCUCAAAAGAAAGCCUUAGACUCCUCUAACAAAUCCUAUUUACAUUUGGAUAUCAUAAGUUAUGAAGAAGAUGAUGAGUUAGCUACGCCUAUCAAUGAAUCUGAGGAACAAGUACCUAAGAAAUUUGAUUCCAGUGGAGGUUUAAUAUCACUGAAUGAGUCUAAUUAUGAAAUUUCUAAGAUGCAUGAUAUAGAUUUCUUAACUCCAGCUAAUAGGCGUUAUAAAAACAUUUUACAAGAAGCUCAGAUUUCUACCUCAACUCCAUCAUAUAGAGAUAAAAAUGAAUCUGAAGUUUUUAAGGAAGGUAGAUAUAAAGGUACUGGAAGACAUUCAAAUGGAAAAUCAAUUGAUGUUUGCUAUGCUGUUUUAAAACAAUCUGUUCACCAGAAUCGAAAUGUGUAUUGCGUUUGGAUUUCCUUUGACCAUGCUAAUUGUAUCGCACAAGAUACCUGUACAAUAACAUCAAGCAACAAUAGUACAAUAGAACAUUCCUUGGGCCAGGCCAUUAAGCUAAAAGCUGCUAAAAAUAAGAGUUGUACAAAUUCAGUAUCCUUUGCUUCCCAAUGCGAGGAAGAACAGACGAGAGGCGAAUACAAUAAAAAUUACACAACUCUUUGCCAAAUUGGUAAAGGAGCCUUUGGUUGGGUUAGAAUGGCAUAUAGAAAUUCAGAUAAGCUUUUAGUAGUUUCGAAAUUUAUUUUGAAGGAUCGAGUAAAUGAUGAUUUUUGGAUAUGGGAUAAAACAAUGGGAAAAGAAGUACCUCUAGAAAUUAGCUUACUCCCUACUUUAUCUCAUCCUAACAUUGUUUCUGUUUAUGAUAUUUUUGAGAAUGAAUUAUAUUUUCAAUUAAUUAUGGAGAAACAUGGCUCUGGAAUGGACCUUUUUGAAUUUAUUGAUAGAGUACCAAAGUUAGACGAACCGUUGAUUAGUUAUAUUUAUCGGCAAAUUGUUUCAGCAGUGGAGUACUUGCAUUCUUUGCAUAUACUGCACAGGGAUAUCAAGGAUGAAAAUAUUAUUAUUAAUCACAAGUUUGAAGUGAAGCUAAUUGAUUUUGGAUCAGCUACAUUUUUUAAUGAAAAAUCUGAAUUUUGUACCUUUUAUGGAACAACUGAAUACUGUAGCCCGGAAGUGUUAGCAGGAAAUAAAUAUUCAGGACCUGAAUUAGAAAUGUGGUCGAUGGGUGUUACAUUGUAUGUCUUAACGUAUAGCAUCAAUCCUUUUGAAGAUGCAGAAGAAACUUUGAAUGGCAUACUAAAAUUACCACAUAAAGUCAGUGAAGGACUAGAACAAUUACUGACUUCCUUGUUGUGCAAAGACCCUUUGAAGAGAUGCACAUUAAAAGAAUUGCUUGCCUCUGAAUGGUUGCUGCAACCAGUUGAUAUAUCAAAAUAUGAUUUUACACAAGUAGUUCAAUGUGAUCCACGUGAAGCCAAUCCUGAUCAGUAUUACAAUGCUGGCACAAUGAGUGGGUUUAUCACACCUCAAGACCCAGUCCUCCUCUCUGACACAAAUACUGCACCAACUAGUCUUUCUCAUAAUGACUAUGCAAAACUGCAAGCUGAUUCGGGUGAAAAUACAGAGUAUUAUAAUGAUGAGUAUGAUGAAAGUUGGGAUGAAAUUAGUUUUUCAUGAAGACGUUCCGUGUGAAAACCUUGAUUGUUGAAUAGCGAGUUAGAAAAGUCUCUAAAUGAA
Molecule: messenger RNA, 3522 nt
Organism: Ctenocephalides felis (cat flea)
Lineage: Eukaryota; Metazoa; Arthropoda; Insecta; Siphonaptera; Pulicidae
Gene: Pask
Product: PAS domain-containing serine/threonine-protein kinase
Exons: 11
Coding region: 175-3462 (1095 amino acids)
Biological process (GO): intracellular signal transduction; protein phosphorylation; negative regulation of glycogen biosynthetic process
Cellular component (GO): cytoplasm; nucleus; cytosol
Molecular function (GO): protein serine/threonine kinase activity; ATP binding
Source: RefSeq, a predicted model, not a curated record